CGGAAGUGUUUGGAGCGUUUGCGUAAGCUAGGUCACAUUGGUUGAGUUGUUUAAUGUUUUGAGAAACGCCAUCGCAAUGGAAGCAGCCCGAACUGAGGAGGUCCAUCUGAGGCAUGUGGAGAAAGAUGUCCUCGUCCCCAAAAUGAUGAGGGAGAAAGCCAAGGUGCUCUGUUCUGAGAAAGUAGAAGCCUUCAACCACUGUUGCAAAGAAUCCAGUUUCCUCAUGGUGUUCAAGUGUCGAGAAGAGAAUUCACAGAUGAAGGAUUGUCUGACACAAUACUAUAGGGAUCCUGCCUUCUACGAGGAGUGUAAGCAGGAAUACAUCAAAGAGAAACUGGAGUUUCAGAGGACGGGGAUCCCAAGCAAGGACAGGAAACAAAAACUCCCAACCAGCAUGUAACAGACAGAUGAUACUUCAAUAACUUGGCUCACACGGUGUGGAGCAGGAGGCUUAGUCCAGAGCAAGUUUCAAGUCAUGCAGGAUAAAUGCAGGCGAUCUGGCAGAGUUUAUUACUAAUGAAUAAACACGCCUGUUGCACUUAUGGGUUUAAGUCUGUGGGGUGUCUGACGGAAACCUACUUGUGUUUUCAAGAGUGGUUAUUUAAUCAAAAACAAUGCAUAUUUUUAAAUAUUCUGCAACUUUUCAAAGCAUUGUCCAUCAGAAGACUGCAAAUGUCACAUUCAAAUGAUCUUCACUUCAUCUUAUCAGCAGUGUAAUCAAAGCAGGAAUAUACAAUCUUCCUAACAUGACAUUUACUGAUCAUGGAACAGUGACCUCCUGUAGCUGUACCUGAGAGAUCUUCAUGAGAGUGUAGUGCUUUCACUUAGGAGGUGUGCAGUUAUAAAUGGUGUCAUUAAAUUGUUCAUGCAAUGAUGAGUGCAGUAAUGAUGAGUGUACUUUGUUGCUAAUGCCUGGCUCCACAGCUUGGACCAUUGUCUGCAGAAGAAAGAGUACAUUAACAUAUAAAGAACCUGAAAAUAAUGUUAUAAAAAUGUGUACACUGUAUGUAAGAAUCCUCUAACCAAGCAGAAACAUGUGUGACACAUCCAAAUAAAUGUGUAAAAUUCUAUGAAACAUGAAAUGCUUAUGAAUGCACUAUUCUUUAGAUAAACUUUGGUUUCUUUUUUCCAGUAAAUAUGUGACAUGAAUGAUGUAUUUCUGUUGUGUUCUUUUUGCUGUGAAUGUGUCACAAUAGCUUUCACAUCCAGGCAUCUUUGAUUUGAAUGAGCCUGCAGUGCAUUGUGCACUUUGUUUCACCUGCAGUGAAUUUGAAAGUGGAUAGUCACUGCAAUACUUUUCUGA
Molecule: messenger RNA, 1303 nt
Organism: Scomber japonicus (chub mackerel)
Lineage: Eukaryota; Metazoa; Chordata; Actinopteri; Scombriformes; Scombridae
Gene: cmc1
Product: C-x(9)-C motif containing 1
Exons: 4
Coding region: 77-400 (107 amino acids)
Cellular component (GO): mitochondrion
Source: RefSeq, a predicted model, not a curated record